AUGGCAAUCCAAAGACAACAUCCAAAGGUCCCAAGUGUCAUUUUUUGUGCCAUCGAGCCUUCGGACAAUACCGCAUCCAUCGACGACUCCUUUCGAUCACAGGAUGUUCCACCAACGGUUCCAAGACGCAAGCAAUCCAUUGGAGAUGCCCCACCACCAACCAUGCCCCAAAGACGACGCGAUUCUGCACCAGCUCUUCCACAAAGAAAGCAGUUCCAAGAAGAAAGCUCUACAUUGUCAGGGUAUAUUCAUCCAAAUGGCCAAACUGCAAAGCUUGCUCUCAGCAUGUUCAAUAAAAUCAGCACCGCUGGAUCGCAAAAACAAGGAGGAGGUUACAGAAGAACAACGACAAUGGCCCGAUCGCAACAAUGGCGAUCCAAUAGCCAUCGUGCUAUGCUGCAGAGAAUAUGA
Cylindrotheca closterium is the source of this 411-nucleotide messenger RNA. The record is from the annotation of a GenBank genome assembly. Lineage: Eukaryota; Bacillariophyta; Bacillariophyceae; Bacillariales; Bacillariaceae.